This is a messenger RNA of Nelumbo nucifera (sacred lotus), 4613 nucleotides long. RefSeq names its product squamosa promoter-binding-like protein 14. Gene Ontology annotation, cellular component: nucleus. Gene Ontology annotation, molecular function: DNA binding. NCBI's taxonomy places the organism in Eukaryota, Viridiplantae, Streptophyta, Magnoliopsida, Proteales, Nelumbonaceae. The record is from RefSeq and is a predicted model, not a curated record.
GUUAGGAUCUGGUAUGCCAUCUAUCGCAGGAUGGAAGGGAGUCGUCCGUGCUUUGUUCUGUUUCGGACAGGAGGGAAGCGAGAAGGGCAUGAAAUAAAAGAAAGACUCAGAAAUUCCUCUAUUGCUUUAUCGCCAUACGCCAUGAAAUAAUUGAAGGGAAGGGGUCCGCGAUUUUUUUUUCUUUUCCUUUUCACCACUGCGCUCUCUCUCUCUCUCUCUCUGUAAAAUCCCUGUUCUUUCUUCCGGAUUUUCUUUUUGCUGAAAAGUUAGGAGUUGUGGAAGAAUACUAUCACCAUCUCCACCAAAUAAAAAAAAAAUACUAAAGAGAGAUAGUAGGAACUUCUCCUGCUCCAAGUUUUUAUCUUGAAGAGCUCUGGCACUGAUUUUUCGUGCAAUAGUUCUGGCGGCUUUAGAUCUGGUCGGUGGCCUAGUUAUGAAUCCUUUGAUUUUUAGUGUUUGGUUAAGUUUACAGGGUUGAGCCAUCAACUCCAGAGGUCAAACAUGGUGGGAAGGAGUUCUAAACAUCCGUAAAGAAUCAAGGUUGUUCGAGUUCAAAUCGGCGCAGACCAUCUUUCUUUUAGUUUCUGAGGAAUAUAAGGUUUGACGAGAUGGAAGAUGUGGGCGCUCAAGUCUUUCCGCCCAUUUUCAUUCAUCAGGCACUGCCUGGUCGAUUCUGUGAAGCACCUGCCAUGGCAAAGAAGCGCGAUCUGCCAUGGCAAAGCCCUAACUUUCAGCAGCAGCAGCAGCAGCACCAACGUUUUAAUUCAGUCUUUCAAAGCUCCAAGGGAAAUUGGAACCCUAGCAGUUGGGAUUGGGACAGUAUGAUGUUUGUUGCCAAGCCCUCAGAGACAGAGGUUCUUCAUUUGGGGACUGCCGCAGUCGUUGAAUCUGAACAAAAGAAGAAAGGAGAAGAAACCUUGAAGAAUCUGGUUGUGAAGAAGGGCUCUGUGGAUGAAGACGGGGAGAAGCUUACUUUGAAGCUUGGUGGGGGCUUGUAUUCAGUGGAUGAAUCUGCGGCAAGGCCCAAUAAACGUGUUCGAUCUGGAUCUCCUGGUAGUGGCAACUAUCCAAUGUGUCAAGUAGAUGAUUGUAAAGGAGAUCUGUCCAAUGCAAAGGACUAUCACCGUAGACAUAAAGUAUGCGAAUUUCACAGUAAAACCACCAAGGCUCUUGUAGGCGGCCAGAUGCAGAGGUUCUGCCAGCAGUGUAGUAGAUUUCACCCACUUUCAGAGUUUGAUGAGGGCAAGAGAAGCUGUAGGCGAAGACUUGCUGGACAUAAUCGGCGAAGAAGGAAAACCCAACCAGAGGACGCUUCCUCAAGGCUGUUGGGGCCUGGAAACCGGGAGAACUCUGGUACUGGGAACAUGGAUGUUGUUAAUCUGCUAACUAUUUUAUCUCGGCUACAAGGUAACAAUGUGGACAGAAGUGCCAAUGCUUCAUCAUUGCCAGAUAGAGAACGGCUUAUCCAGAUUCUUAACAAGAUUAAUGCUUCACCCAUUUCUGGAAAUUCUGGGCCAAGGUUGCCUGUACCUGGUAGUUUUGACUUGAAUGUUUCACAAGAAGCUUCUUCAGACAAUCUAAACAAAAUAAAUGGAAAUACAUCUUCUCCCUCCACCAUGGACUUGCUUGCUGUUCUAUCAGCUGCCUUGGCAGCAUCUAACCCUGAUGCUCUUGCACUUCUGUCUCAAAUAAAUAACCAUAGUUAUGAUGGUGAUAAAAGUAAAUUGAACUCCCUUGACCAAGCUGAUGGUUCACGAUUACAGAACAAGCCAAUUUCAAGGUACACUUCAAUUGGAGGAGAAAGAAAUAAUGGCACCUUUCAAUCUCCAGUGGGGACUCCAGAUUGCCAUGCCCAAAUUCCUAAAUCAAGUUUACCAUUUCAACUGUUUAGUUCCUCUCCUGAGGGUGGUAGCCCACCUAAACUGGGAUCUUCCAGGAGGUAUUUCUCCUCGGAAAGUAGUAAUCCAAUGGAAGAGAGGUCUCCUUCAUCUUCUCCUGUUGUGCAGAAACUAUUCCCUCUGCAUGCUGAAACAGAAAUUUUGAAGCAUGAAAGAAUGUCAAUCAGUGGUGAGGAUAAUGCAACAGUUGAGACCAGCACAACUCGUGAUUGGACUUCACCUCUGGAACUCUUUAAAGGGCAAAAUGGAAGGGUCGGAAAUGGUUCAGUUCAAAGUCUACAGUAUCAAGGAGGAUACACUUCUUCAUCUGGAUCAGAUCACUCGCCUUCUAGUUCAAAUUCUGAUGCUCAGGACCGCACUGGAAGAAUUAUUUUUAAACUAUUUGACAAGGAUCCUAGUAAUUUCCCUGGCACACUACGCUCACAAAUCCUUAAUUGGCUAUCUCAUAGUCCAUCAGAGAUGGAGAGUUACAUUAGGCCUGGUUGUGUGGUUCUUUCAGUUUAUGUAUCAAUGCCUUCUACCGCCUGGGAGCAUUUCCAGAAAAACCUUUUUCAUCUUGCCAAAUUACUAGUUCAAGGUUCGGCUUCUGAUUUUUGGAGAAAUGGGAGAUUUUUGGUUCAUACAGACAGGCAGCUAGUGUCACAUAAGGAUGGAAAGAUCCGACUAUGCAAAGCCUGGAGAACAUGGAGUGCUCCGGAGCUAAUCUCUGUUUCACCUUUGGCUGUUGUUGGUGGAGAAGAGACAUCUCUGGUGCUGAAAGGUCGAAAUCUGACAGCUCCAGGCACCAAGAUUCAUUGCACUUAUUUGGGAGGGUAUAAAACAAAGGAAGUUCCAGGAUCAACCUACCAGGUGGCUAUGUAUGAUGAUACAAGUUUCGAGAGAUUCAAGUUUCCUGGUGGAGCUCCUGGCGUCUUGGGUCGCUGUUUCAUAGAGGUAGAGAAUGGUUUCAAGGGCAACUGCUUUCCUGUUAUAAUUGCCGAUGCUACCAUUUGUCAAGAAUUAAGAGGCCUUGAGUCCGAGUUUGAUCAAGUUUCUAGAACAGCUUGCAUCGUUACAGAAAAUAAGUUUCAGGAUUUAGGGCGGCCACAGUCCAGGGAGGAUGUUCUGCACUUCCUAAAUGAGCUUGGAUGGCUAUUCCAAAGGAAGAGCAACCCUUCUAAGCCAGAGGGUCCCAAUUUCUCCCAUUCACGGUUCAAAUUUAUCUUCACCUUUUCAGUUGAGAGAGACUGGUGCGCUGUGGUUAAAACGCUCCUGGACAUCCUAGUGGAAAAAAACUUGGGUCCAGAUGGGCCACCGAAAGCAUCCAUAGAGUUGCUGUCGGAUAUCCAACUCUUGAACAGGGCAGUGAAGAGAAAGUGCAGGAACAUGGUUGACUUACUUAUCCAUUAUUCUGUGACUCUUGGUGACAACACCAAGCAAUAUCUUUUCCCCCCAAAUUCGGUGGGACCAGGUGGUGUGACCCCCUUACAUUUGGCUGCAUGCAUACAAGGUUUGGAGGAAAUAGUUGACUCUCUCACAAAUGACCCGCAACAGAUUGGAUUGAAGUGCUGGAAUUCUCUACCUGAUGCUAAUGGACAGACUCCAUUUACAUAUUCCUUGAUGAGGAACAACCACUCCUACAACAGGAUGGUGGCCAGGAAACUUGCAGAAAGAAAACGUGGUCAGGUCUCAAUACCAGUUGGAGAUGAGAUCUCACUGGAUCAAUCGUGGAUAAUAGAUGAACAAGCUGACAAGCCGCUUCCUGAAACAUUGCAAGGGCGGCGAUCUUGUGCCAGGUGUGCAGUUGUGGCAACAAGGUACUAUAAGCGGAUGCCAGGUUCACAAGGCCUACUUCACCGCCCUUACGUCCAUUCUAUGCUGGCAAUUGCAGCUGUGUGUGUCUGUGUGUGUUUAUUCCUUCGAGGCUCCCCUGAUAUAGGCUCUGUUGCCCCCUUUAAGUGGGAGAAUUUGGAUUACGGGUGGAGCUAAAUUGGUAACAGGCUGGAAAGAAAAUGGAAUAGAAAAAAAGGGAGUGGAAAUACCCAGAAAGAAAAGGAGGGUAGCGGAAGGGUUACCUAUUUUGCUUCAGAUUCUGCCUAUUUCUUAUUUUGCUAAAACCUGAAAUGGGUUCUGUUGGUCUUGGGAAGUGGGAAUGUUUUACGUUUAAUCCAUUUGUAAUGGAGGAUAGACUAGACAACGAACUUUUGCUCUGGGUGGAUGGGGUGGGGGCUUGCUCUGACUCCCACUUUUGUAUAGGGAUUGGUAUAUCAUAGUACACUAAGAAUAUGACCAAAAGGCCCUUGGAAAGGGCAACUGUCAACUGUCGAAUAGAUAAAACAUCCAAAUGCAUGCGGAAGGGAGAAGCAAACUUUUAAGGGAAGAAAUGUUCCAAAGGUAAAAACGUCCGCGAGAGAAAGCCCGCUCCUAAGGCCAGGACCCAGAAGGAAAGCGUAAACAAGGUAACUUGUUUCGUUUUGUUUUUUGGUUCACUUUUCUUUAUAAUUUGUUUUUUUUUUUUGUAUUAAUUAACAUAGGAAAAGAAAGUAUUCAUGUGGAGGGCUACAGUUGAGAAACUGACCAUGAAUUUUUGUCAUUGUAAAAUCUUUAGACUGGGGGAUGGAAAACUAACAUAAAUAUACAUUAUUAUACGCAUAAUGUGUUAAGUCAAAGAUACAGAAAAAAAAAAGAUCUUUGACAUGAUAUUUGCAUUCGUUAUAGACCGACAUUUUUAUGUCC